Suillus subalutaceus is the source of this 660-nucleotide messenger RNA. RefSeq names its product ribonuclease H-like domain-containing protein. The record is from RefSeq and is a predicted model, not a curated record. Gene Ontology annotation, biological process: DNA replication, removal of RNA primer. Gene Ontology annotation, molecular function: RNA-DNA hybrid ribonuclease activity; nucleic acid binding. Lineage: Eukaryota; Fungi; Basidiomycota; Agaricomycetes; Boletales; Suillaceae. The transcript has a single exon. The annotation marks the transcript as partial.
AACAAAAAACACUACCCUCGAAAGAACUGCGCAUGCAAAUACUGUAAGAAAGAUAGAGAUAAAGGAUGCGAAAACCCACAUAAAUGUGCCAUCAUAGCGAAAGAAAUACUAAACAAAAUCACCCCAAAAUUCAAUACAAAAUCCAAACCAAAAAAAGACAGCCUAUCACUCACCCACAGCAGAAAAGAGAAAAACCAACAAGCACACGAGCAAAGACAGGGAGAGAUCAUCUUUGACCCCACAACAACGAUACGAACAACAUUUGGAGACUGCUUUAGAAUCUUUACCGACCCAUCAAAACAAUCAGACAGACCAGCUCACCGCCUGCAAGCCCCAAUGAGAGGACUAAACAUCAUAGAAGAACGCAUCUCCAUCUACACAGAUGGCUCAUGCCUAAAUAACAGAAAAUACAAUGCAAAAUCGGGUAGUGGAAUAUGGAUAUCAGCGGAAAACGAACAAAACAAGAGAAUAAGAAUACCUGGACACCAGCAUUCAAACCAGAUUGCCGAAGUAACAGCGAUCCUAGUCACCCUACAACAAACAGAACCCUACAUCCCUAUAACAUUCAUAUCAGACUCAAGAUACGCAAUUGACGGACUCACCAAACACUUCAGUCAAUGGGAAGAUAAAGGAUGGAUAGACAUAGCGAAUAGCGAAUAG